Messenger RNA from Brassica napus (rape), 11839 nucleotides. RefSeq names its product ATP-dependent DNA helicase pif1-like. Bases 10493 to 11839 code for a protein of 448 amino acids. Gene Ontology annotation, molecular function: DNA helicase activity. The record is from RefSeq and is a predicted model, not a curated record. Gene Ontology annotation, biological process: telomere maintenance; DNA repair. Lineage: Eukaryota; Viridiplantae; Streptophyta; Magnoliopsida; Brassicales; Brassicaceae. The transcript is spliced from 6 exons.
ACAGUUAUUUUGAGUUAAGACUGAUAGGACUGUAUUAUAUAAACUACGGAGAACUGAAUAUUGUAAAGAAUAAAAUUGAUAAGAUUAUACCAAAGAUUAAGAAAAUGAUGAUACAACUGCAGAGUCAAGAUAUUAUCUAUUUCCUUAACUCAAAGUAUGUCCCGUAGUAUGACGGGUCGAUAACAUAAUGAGUUGUAUUCUAGGAUACAACUGCAAAAAAUCUUCUGAUUUGCGUCACUCUAUCAGAAUCCUGAUAAAACUAAUUUUAUGUAUGCUCUCACACUCAAAAAAAGAAAAGAAGAGAAAACACAAAAUAUAAAGAAUCAAAUAUUCAAGUGGGAUAAUUAUUUUUACUUUACUUGUUUGUAUAUAUGUGUCACAUGAGUUAACACAAGUUCUCCUUUUAUAUAGAAAAAAUGAAGACAUGUUAUGUCAUUAUGGAGUCAACAAAACAUACCAUUUAAGUGCAAUAAAUCAAUAAUGGAAUUUGAAUUCCUUAAUUCAUAGCUCUUGUACGUGUCUCUUUUCAAGUCAUAAAGAGGUUUUUGACCAAAUCAAAAUCCAUCAAUAUACUUUGUUGGGUUUAUAUUUUACAUUUAAGUAAGUACAAAAAUAUUUUAAGAAUAAGAUUUUAAUAUAGACUAAUUGAUAUAAAGUGUAAUUAAUCAAUUAAAUCAAUAUUCAAACCCAAAUACCCAAAGUGAUACAUUUGCUUAGUUUUUAUACUUAGCCAAAUAUAAAGUUUUACAAGCUUUUUAUAUCAUUCACUUUGGACCUCUAUUUCUCAUUCAAAACAACUCUGAUUUCCAACAAAUACACAAAUUCAUAGUGUUCAAGGUGACGAUUACAUCGUGCCCAAAUUUUGAUCCUUCCGACAUCUUUGUCGAAAAACCUAUUGAAAAAAUGGUCUACACUAUUUUGUCAAAAACGAGUUCCAACACCAACACAUCAGGACAAAUGGAUUAUGUUCUAAUGUUUUUUGUUUUUCUUUGCAAGUAGCCGUUGAUGAGUGUUUGAGAUCACAGUUUCUUUAAUUUGUUUAACCACCUAACAAUUUUUAAUACUAUUAUACGCAGCACUUGAAAUAUGUAUGUCAAGACGGGGGUGGAAUAAGUUGAAAGAUGGUUUCAUUUAUUGAAUAUUUUUAAAACAUAGAAGCUGAAACCAAUUUACCAAAUGUUGUGAUUUAAAAAGAGAGGCUUCACCGCGAGUCGCGUUAAGCCGUAGCGUAUACCUAACCCUAAAUCUACGAAGCCAAGUCGCGAUUCUCUCUUCUCUUCCCCAUUUCUCUUCCUCUUCUCUUCUGAAUCCGUAGCGUCUGUGUAUUUUCUUCACGAUCCGUUUCUUCAAUCAAUUUCGCCAUCAAUUCUAACUUUAUGGUUUCGUUUCAUCUACCCCCUUUCCUCUUUCUUUAUAUAAUGUUUUUUCCCCCGAUUACGGAUCAAAACUCUAGAAACUCGAUCGAUGGCGAUGAAACCACAUGGGAAGUCCAUUGUCUCCGACUACGAUGAAAAAGUUGUGUUCUUCAAGGAUCUCUCCCUGGGUCACCACGAAGCCCAGUUGCGGUUUCGGCUCAUCCAUUUCUGGGAGGCUUGGAACCCACUGAAGAAGACGCUCAUCGGCAUGGAGAUGCUACUCAUCGACGAAAAGGUUCAGUAAUCAAUCGUUUGUUAUCCUUUGAAAAGAAUAAUAUCGUUAUCGUUCUUCACUUAUUUAUUUUUUCUCCUUAUGUUGUUAUUCGCAGGGCACUGUUAUUCAAGGAUUCGUUUCCCCGUAUCCAAAAAUAUCUGCCUGAUAUGAAGCGAGGAUCUGUUUACAAACUCAACAACUUCUACGGAUCGAGGAACAAAUCGGUGUUUCGGGUCGCUGAUCAUACUGUUACAGUGUCAUUCUCAUGGAACUCGGAGUUGGCUGUUCUUCUAGACUGUCCCAGUCAUUUUGAUGAGGACCGUUUUCGGUUCCAUUCAUGUGAAGAGUUUCAAGCUAACUGCGACCUCAAAGGAGACCUCUACGAUGUUGUUGGCCACAUGAAGUUGGUUAAUGGUCAGAGUAUCGUUGAGGGCCCAGUUCUUGAUGAAGUGGAGAUAGCAAAGGCGAGGCGUGUUCUGAUUCAUGUCCAAUCACAUGAGUAGGUUUACACUAUUCUUUAGACACUACUUCUAUUUACUCCUAUUAACCACUUAGUAUCGUUUUUUUGCAGUGGACCGGUCAUGAAGCUAUAUCUUUGGGAUCAGGCUGCAAGAGAUUUCUGCAGAAAGUUCAAGUCGUACGAGGGCACACCCACUGUGUUACUGGUCACAACCGUUAACACGAAGACUCUCGGAGGUACUCUUGCUUUGACCUCAAUGUCCUCUUCGCGUGUGUUUAUGGACUACGAUGUCCAACCUACCAUAGAUUACUUCAGUUGGUUGGGCUCUAAUCCAGAUAUUGCUGAUCAGGUUAAUGCAGAGGUAGUCACCAAACGUGAGACAAUGACUAUAGGGGAAAUAUUCUCAUACAUCGGGCAGGAAUUUCGAAAGGUAAACUCAAUCUAUAUAACUUAAAUCACUAAGAGAAAUUUAUAAUCUUAUGCAAAUUCGCAGGACGCCUUCUUUGAGUGCACAGCUACGAUCGAUGACGUCGUGCAUGGUUCUUCGUGGUACUACAUUGCCUGCAGUGGGUGCCAUAGUAAGGUUAGCAAAGGUCCAACUUCAUUGCUCUGUACAAACAAGAAGUGCGGAAAGGUUAACGUAUCUGGUGUUCCACAGUACCUGUCAAAGAUAUCCGUUUAUGACAACAGUGACCAAGCUGUUUUUGUGCUACUUGGUGAUGCCGGUCGUGAGCUGACUGGGAAGCCAGCAUCAGAGUUAGUCAGAAGCUAUUUUGAGGCUACUGGGAACGAAGAAGUUAGCCAUGAGGCGCCUGUUCCUGAAGCUCUAAUCAGCACUAUCGGUCAGAGGCAUAAGUUUUGUGUCAAAGUAACACAGCAUAACUUUUCAGGCAAGGCCCGAUCUCUAACCGUGACCAAGAUCCUCCCUCUAGACACUCCACCAGCCACAGUGUCUUCGGAAGGUAACCAAGCUACUGCGACUUCUGAGGAGACAUCUGAAAACCGUGUGGAUUCAGCAGAUGGGAGUAAGAGAACCUGUUACAGUUCUGUUUACCAAUUGUCUUAUCUACAAUUGCAUGCAUGAUUUUUUCAUUUUGUCUUUGAAUUAUGGGAUUUUUUUCCAUGACUAUGGUUUUCUCUCAUUUUGAAUUAUCAGAGUUUUUUUAAGAAUCAUUUGUUAUCAAAUAUCAGAGUGUUUUACUAAAUUGGGUCAACAAGUUAAUUUCUACUUAUUUGCAUGUGGAUAACAUAAAGUCAACGAAUAGUAUGAAUAUAUUCCCAUAUCGCGAUUUUAUAAGGUUUAUGAAAACCCAACUGGUCCAUAAAUAUAUUAGGAUUUACUUACUAAAAUCAAAAAAAAAAUAACGUAAAUUUCAAACACAUUUAUUAAAUGUGUUUUCCUUCACUAACGUAAAAAAUAUUCCCGUAUCUCAAUCAGUUUAAUAUCUUUCCUAAAACUUACUCCUAAAAGGUUAAACAAAACGCUUUCUACUCCCAUCUCUAUAUUCGAUUAUCAAAACACUCUGUAACAUUUUAAUUCUCCUUCCUGGUUCCUCCUUUGGUCCGUUUACAAUUGUCUACAAAGCUCGCCAAACGACACUGUAAGUGUAACAAAUUUUUAACAAACAAACGAUAUAGGAAUAUUCAUCCACCCCUAUAGCCAAAAAUCUGUUUGCUUCUCAGGGUAAAGUUACACAAGAAUGGAGAACACACCUCGAACAUCCCCUUUGAAAACUGCAGGUACAAAAAUACAUACUUUUGCAUACAGUAUUGUAUUUACCAAACGGAAUUGAGAAUAGUUCAUAUAGCUUUAGAACACAACACGUAUUAGACAAAAUACAACUCUUGGUUUAGUAUGUCUCCCAAUAUACUAAGGUAGAUAUAUUAAUAUGGACAUAACAGGUAUCUAAAGUUUUAUAUUCUUUUGCAUCGCAAGUUAUUUUGAUUAUAUAAUAAACAUUUCAAUCUUCAAUUAUAAAAGGUAGGAUAAUAACUCUGUAACAUCGCAGGAACCUCACAUGUCUAUCAAUAUACUAAGCUAAAUAUACUAAUAUUUAUAACUUUAUUCUCGGUUACAUGACAAACUAUUUCUAUUACCGAGCAAACAUCUCAAUUUCUAUUUUUUAAAGUUAGGCUAAUACUUCUGGGAAAAACUCUUUUAAUAAGAACAUGGUAAAAAAGUAACGUUUAUCUGUAUAUUCAUUGUAUUAAAAUUCAUAUUAGAAAAGUUGAAUAAAUAUUCUAUUAAAUGAAUGGUAUUGUUUUGCUAGCACUCGCGGACAUUAUCAUUUUACAAAACAAUAGUAUACACAUACAUAAUCAAUUUGAAAAUCAUUAAGAUAAAUUAUUUCUAUAUUCGUGAUAGAUAAUAUUAAAAUUAGUUUUUAAAAUAUGAAAAAACAUUUUCCGCAACGUUUUAAGAUACUAUAACUAUAGUUAAUUCAAUUGUCUAUUAAUCAUAUAUAUUUUACAUUGUAUUUUAUUUUGAUCUCAAUAAUUUAUCCAACAUAUUUAUUUAAUAAAUAAUAAUUACUCAUUUUGUAUGUAUAUUUGGAAUUAAUAUUAUAUUGAAAACCACAUAGUAACAUAGAACAAUCUUUAGUUUAAAAAAUAACUUUUCAUUACAGCAAGAAUCUACAUAUCCCUUUUAUAUUAUUUGAGGAGCAUUAAUUUAAACUAACCUUGACCUCAUGUGUUAUUAACCAAAUUGCUAUUUCUUAGGUGUCAACACUAGAAUCACUCUCACACCUUUUAAUUAAAUACCCUCUCCUCAUUAGACUAAUUACAUAUAUUGCCAUUAUUCAUUACAAUAAUAGCUUAACAUUAUAUAUUAUAUGACUUCUAUCUAAAUAACUGAUAACUCAUUUGAUCAUUCAUUACCCAUUUCUCACGCGGCCUCCUUCGUAUUAAUAAAAAAUAUUUUUAUUAUUGAUUUCGUAGUCACUUUAUGUUUCUAUAUCCAUCAAGUAGAUACAAAUAUAUUAGUAAAACUAGUAUAACACAUGUUUUAGUUCAAGAAAUAUUUCUCAUCUAUCUUGAGACGCCUAUGAUCUUUAUAAUAUAAGUACAAAUAAAAAUCAAGUAUAGCUCGAAACGCCUAUCAUCUUUGAGAAUAUAAAAAUCUCAAGUACAAAUCUGUUUUUGUAUAUCAACUAUAAAACAAUUUUAAUAUCUUCAAAAUGUAGAAGGAGCUAUAUAACUGCUUGAUCUAUAUGGAUUGUAUUAGUUUUCUUAUUUCAGAAGUCCUUAUUGUCCAAUGGUCAUAUGUUAUUUUAUUUUAUAUCAACCUCACAUAUAUAAACUCAUUAUAGGUAUAGUUAUAUUGAAUAUAUAAAAAAUGUAUUAAGCUAUAGCCUUAACCAGUUAGCUACGUAUGUUAUUAUAUUGAAUUUGAAAAAUUUAUUAGUCCGCUUGGACAAAUUAAAUUAGAUAUCAAUUCAAAAUUUUCAUUGAUUGUCUUUUUAAGUGAUUAAGUAUUUAUCGGUAAUUACGGUUGUAUAUAAAGAAAGUUAGAUUAUCCUGAUUGGACAAAUUAAAUUACAUAUCAAUUCCAAAUUUUAAUUGAUUGAUUUUUUAUAAUCAUUAAUCAUUCAUCUGCAAUUACGGUUGUAUAUAAAGAAAGUUAUAUUUAAAACUGAGUUACGGCUUUACACCUUCAAUCUACUUCAAAAACUAAUAUUUUUAAAUCUACUUCAAUUACACCUAACCAGUUACACAAGUUUUUUUGGGAAAAAAACUACAUUAUAUAAAUCUGGAUAAUUUCGUUCAAUAUUUUAUUAUAUCUAAUAUUUGUGACUAUUUUUUUACUUUAUAAUAUCUAUAGAUUAAAGUAAUAAUCUCUUUUAAUCACUCAUUCCGCGCAUGACGCAGAUUAUUAAGUUAAAGACAAACUUUGAAUUGUUAACUACGUCAAAUUUAGAAUGGGAAUGUGAUUGUCACUGAUUGAUUUUUACAUUUAAUUUGAUUGACCAGCACCACAUUAAUUUCCUAUAAUACAACAAUCAAAUAGUGUACAAUAAGGAACAGAGGAAGUAAUAUAUUCAAAUUUCGAUUUGAAAUAGAAAAUUUGAUUGUGGCAAUUAAUGAUAGCGAGUAUACCCUAGACCUAGGCGCCUUGCAUAUAUAAAUGCUAGGCCUUAUAUCUACAUCUCCUCACCAUUGUCUCCUUCUCAAAACAUCUUUACCACUACGAUCUAGCAUUCACAACAGUCAUGGAAUUGUUUAAACCAUCAAUUUAUCAUUUAUUUUUGUUUUCUUAUAUUUUGUUUCUGAAUGGUUUUAUUAGUUUAUUGCUUAUGUUUCAUUUUAUUUCUACUUCGUAAUUUAUUUCUAUUAGUAUUUGCUUACUCUUAUUAUUUAUUUAUUCGCUUCCACGACCUAUAAUUCAAUUAAACAAACAAAAAUACAAGUUAAAAAAAAACGAAGAUUAAAUGGUUAGUGAAUGGUUAGUGAAACGCACAAUUUUCUUUAAAGUUUUUAUAAUAUGUAGUAUUUCUUUCUAUGAUUUCUACCUUUAUAAUAACUAUAUUAAUUAAAAGUGAUAAUCUCUUUAGAUCUAUUCACUCCGCGCAGGGCGCGGGUUAUCACCUAGUUUAAACUAAAAAAAUAACAUAACUGGCCAUCGGAUAUCUAUCACGGUUAUGAAUGUAGUUUUAUGUCUCAAAUUUUCUAUCUAUUUAAUAUGAAGACUAAUAAAUGUUAAAAGUUUAUUUAAGCUUGGGGUUAAUGACUAUUUUCAAAAAGAUCCUUUCAAAUACACAUUUUAAAACAUAUUUACAGGAGAAAAGAGAAUCUUAUGCUUGGUGAAUAAACCUGGUUAGAAUUUCGAAUUAAUAUUGGGUUGUAUCUUAUUUGGGGCUCAUAUAGCCAAUUUCUAAAGCUGUGGACUUAUCUAUUAUUUUUUCUAAAAGUCGCCUUAACUAAUUUAAACAUCUCUUUUUGGGUUUAUCUAUUUAUAUAAUAUUUAAAUACAAAUAAAAUAAAGUCAAUUUAAUUUAAUGAAUACAUUUAAUACACUACUUCUUUUGCGUAAUGUAUAAUUUCUAACUGUUUAAAAAGGUCCAAUUUUAUAAAGUUUAUACUUAAAAAACUUGAACAUCGAUACGAUUAGAAAUUUUGUAGGUAUUUUAACUGUAAUAUAAUAUGGACUUCUCCUUAUUUGUAUGAACGAUAAGUGUUCUCCCGUAACUUUUUAAAAAAUAGAAUAUAGAUAUAUUAUAAACACCUUCUUAAUUUUUUUCCAUCCAGGAACUUCUACCGGGAUCAAACAUAAAAGAAAAAGAGGACGCCCACCUGGAUCACGCAACAAAUCCAAAGGUGUGUCAUUACUCUGAAGAUAUAUUAUUUUAUACUCUACGAGAAUAAUAUUUUAAAUUAUGAAUGUAUUUUGUAGUCAAUCAGAUAUGCAAUCCACCGACUUUCAAACCAAAAUACUAUGAUUGUAAGUUUAAAUAGAUAACUAUAAUAUAUUUUUCAACAGUAUCUAUUGAUAAACUAAAUUAUUUAUCUAAUUUAAUCGUACAUGUGGCUGUGAUAAAUGUGACACUUAUGGUAUAAAAUCAAUUCAGUCUAAAAACAUUAUUAUUCCACAAUGUCUAAUGCUUAUAUUGUCUUAAAUGGAUCACUUUUAAUUUAUCCAGUGAGACAGAAAAACGCACGAGGGAUGAGAAAAGCCAUCUUGCUAUCCAAACGAACGUCAUCCCUGCCACAAGGUAACAAUCCCUGUCAACUUUAAAACAAUUAAGAAACUAUAACAAAAACUUAUAUGUCUCAUCUGCAUAUGUUAUACGUAUAGGUCUACAUGCUCCACAAGGAUCUCAUGGCUUACACCCAACAAGAACUGCGAAGAAAGGUGCAUAUUUUCAACUCAUAUUUUAAAUAAAUGUCGAGAAUGAGCUUUUAACUAUAAAAAUACUAACCACAAUGUCUUAACAAUUUAAAACACCUUUAACCACAUAUAAAGGCUCCACAUCUAAAGCUGAAGAUAACCCCAUCGUAGAAUGCACAAAAUGUGGUGCAUUAAUGUGGACUUCAGAGAGCACUGGUAAAGACUUCAGAACAGGUGAACUAACCUUCACUAUUUGCUGUAACCAUGGCCAAAUAAAGCUUCCACCGAUCAAUCAACCCCCACCCAUGUUAGAAGAACUUCUUCAGCAUAGGUGGUUUCGAGAUACCAUUCGAGUCUAUAAUUCGGUACUGGCUUUCACCUCGAUUGGAAUGAAGAUGGAUUAUACGGUGGUGAAUGCUCCCGGACCCUACACUAUACGGAUCCAAGGUCAAACCCACCAUAGAAUAGGCUCGCUACUACCGAGACAAGGCCGUCCCCCCGAAUAUCUCCAGCUUUAUAUAUUUGAGACGGGCAACGAAGUCAAAAACCGUCUAAACGCGAUGGGCCAAACCUCAACAGAAGGUAAUCUUGAUGAGACAACCUUGGCGCGCCUCAUCGAGAUGCUUGAUGAGAAUAACUGUUUAGCCAAGCUUUUCCGACGGGCACGUGACUACUACGAAGGCAGCGGGCAAGAGUUUAAUAUAAGGUUGCUCUCAGAUAAAGGGAAAGGUAAAGAAUACGAUCUCCCGAGUACGAAUGAGGUCGCAGGCCUUAUCGUAGGGGAUAUGUCAUCAACAAUUGGAGUACGAGAUAUAGUGGUUCAAUUCCAAUCUGACACUUUGCAGCAGAUACGUGACGACCACCCUCUGUACAUGAGCCUCCAAUAUCCUCUACUCUUUCCACAUGGUGAGUAUGGAUUUCACCCCGAAAUCUCAUUGCAUCUUGAGACAGGCACCUCGAGAACAAGGCAAUUCUUGACGAUACGCCAGUACUACGCUGCUCAGAUACAGACACGUCUUAACCAGGGGAUGACAUUGGUUAAAGGGGGUCGUCUCCUCCAUCAAUAUGUUGUGGACGUUUAUACGGCAAUCGAAGAAGAUCGGCUAAGGUGGGCCAGAAAUAAUCAAGAUGUUUUGCGAGCCGAGCUCUACAGUAAUGUACUCGAUGCUGUUAGCAAGGGUGACACUGAUGCUAAAAUUAUUGGACAAAGGUUCAUAUUCCCGCCCAGUUUCACCGGCGGGCCUCGAUACUUAGUUGAGAAAUAUCAUGAUGCGAUGGCUAUCUGCAGAGAAUAUGGGAACCCGGAUUUGUUUAUCACAAUGAUGGCCAAUCCUAACUGGAGAGAGAUUAAAGAACAUCUUGAGAUAUACGGUGGAGACUCCCCCAAUGACAGACCCGGCAUUGAAUGUCGGGUCUUUAAGAUGAAGUUAGAUCAGCUACUGAAGGAUUUCAAAAAAGGAAUUUUCUUCAAGCCAUACACUACAGCUCUCCACAGAAUAGAGUUUCAAAAAAGAGGCCUCCCUCAUGCACAUAUAUUGUUGUGGUUUGGAAACUCAUCCAGAACACCAAGUUCGGAAGAGGUAGAUGAGAUUAUUUCAGCCGAGCUCCCAAACAAAGAAGAAGACCCAUAAGCUUAUAAUUUAGUGACAAAACACAUGAUCCAUGGUCCAUGUGGUGUCAUUAAUCCGAAGUCACCGUGUAUGGAAAAUAAUGUGUGCACAAAGAAGUAUCCUCAGCCUUAUAAUGACAGUACUUCGAUUGACAAAUCAGGGUAUGUGUUAUAUCGUCGCCGCCGAAAUGAAAAUGAGUCUUUGGUUAAAAGUGGGGCAACCCUAAACAACACGUUUGUUGUACCUCAUAACGUUAAUCUCCUAAAGAAGUACGAGGCUCAUAUCAAUGUGGAAUGGUGUAACCGUACAAGCGCAGUGAAGUACUUAUUCAAGUACAUAACCAAGGGUGUUGACAGAGCAUCCGAAGUUAUUGAAAAAGGAAAUACGGCAACUACCUCUGACACAGUUGCUUCUGGAGAACCAAAGGAAAAAUUGAUUAAGCAACGGAAUGAGAUCCAAGAAUACAUCGAAGCCCGGUAUUUGUCAGCUUGUGAGUCCAUGUGGCGGACUUUCGCAUUUCACAUACAUAAAAGAAAGCCGUCCGUUGAGAAACUUAUCAUUCACUUAGAAGGCGAGCAUAACAUCACCAUUAAAGAAACUGAUAACCUCGGCCGCGUAAUCCGCAAACCAGGUAUUGAGAAGACAAUGUUUACUGAAUGGAUGGUAUUAUGCAGAAGGUCAGCAUUUGCACGGACAUUAACUUAUGUGCAGAUACCAGAAUAUUUCGUCUGGAACAACAAUUCCAAAGUCUGGUCUGAACGUAAGAAAGGAAAAACCAUUGGGUGAAUUGUGACUGUCCAUCCAUCAGUAGGUGAUCAAUACUAUCUGAGGAUCCUCAUCAAUAAGUUUAAAGGUCCUAGAAGUUAUGACGAGCUGAAAACUUUCAACGACGUGAAAUACCCUGACUUCAAAUCGGUUUGCCAUGCACGAGGCUAUUAGGACGAUGAUGUUGAAUGGCUCGAGAGUAUGUCAGAAGGUGCUACAACAGCCACCUCAUACCAACUCCGCGAUAUGUUUGUCACCUUUCUAAACACUUGCUUCGUUGCAGGCCCCAAAGGACUAUGGGAGCACUCAUGGAAAUCAAUGAGCGAGGACAUACUUCACAAGAGGCAAAGGAUCUUAGGCCACACAAAUCUGGAGCUGGACGAUGAGACCCUUGAGCAGUACACGUUAAUCGAAGUGGAAAAGUUGAUGCGCAUGCAAGAUCGUUCUUUAAACGAUAUUAAAGAGAUGCCUAAGAUCAAACCUGUUUUGCUAAAAGAAUUGGGGAACAGUUUGUGGAACCAAGAAAUGGAUUACGAUGUUGCCGAAGAAACGCUCAGACAUGACAAUCAGUACAACUUGCUUAACGCCGAGCAGCGUGCGAUUUACGAAUCAGUCUUAGACUCUGUUGACAAAAAGGAUGGAAAACUAUUCUUUGUACAUGGCGCAGGAGGCACAGGAAAAACAUUCCUCUAUCAAACUAUCAUAUCCAGACUUCGCUCGAGGAAACAAAUCGUUCUCCCGGUAGCUUCUUCAGGAAUAGCCGCAUUGCUACUACCAAACGGAAGAACAGCUCACUCACGCUUUAAUAUUCCUUUGAAGCUCGACGAAGAUAAGCUCUGCAACAUCAAACCAGGUACGAUGCUCGCUGAACUCAUCGAGAAAACGGACCUCAUCAUCUGGGAUGAGGCACCUAUGACGCACAAACAUGCCUUCGAAGCACUUGACAAAACUUUGAAGGACAUAAUGUCUAUGAAAAACCCACACGCAAAGGAUCAAACUUUUGGCGGAAAAACGGUUUUGUUAGGUGGUGAUUUUAGACAAAUCCUUCCGGUUGUUCCACAAGGGAGUAGUGCUGAUACUGUCUUAGCUUCGAUAAGUCAUUCAUAUCUAUGGAAUUUCUGCCACAAGUUUCCUUUGAAGACAAAUAUGCGAGUCAACCAGGACGAAAAAGAGUUCUCCGAUUGGCUUCUCAAAGUAGGUGGGGGUCGUCCGGAAUCAGAACAAGAAGAUGAGAACGAUGGCUACCAUGACCAAAUGGUAAAUAUCGAUCCAACAUUCCUCCAAGAGACUAAAGAUGAGUCACUAAAGCAGGUUGUCGAUGCAGCGUAUGGUGAUACCAACCAAAUAGAGGCCUCCCAAAGUACCUACACCGAUAAAGCUAUCCUAACUCCCCGAAAUGAUACAGUCGAUGAGAUCAAUGCGUAUACAAUCUCGAAAACCGAGGGAGAGUCAAAAGACUACUACAGUUACGAUGGCUUUGAAGUUUCGGAAACUCAAUCUAACCAAAAUGAUACAUUAUACGCCAUUGAGUAUCUCAACUCGAUGUAG